Molecule: messenger RNA, 672 nt
Organism: Alternaria arborescens
Lineage: Eukaryota; Fungi; Ascomycota; Dothideomycetes; Pleosporales; Pleosporaceae
Exons: 2
Coding region: 1-672 (223 amino acids)
Cellular component (GO): plasma membrane
Source: RefSeq, a predicted model, not a curated record
AUGAAAGCUGCAAGCAUAUUCUUUGUUUCCGCCCUGUGCACGCAGGUGUAUGGCUUGGAUAAGCAACAACUCCUCGGCUCGUUCGACCUUUCCGGGAGCUCUUACCAAUGCGAGAACGGUGUGAAGCCUUCGAUUGAAUGCGUCGAUCCAGCGUCAAACAAAUACACCUGCUCAUGCAAUUGCACCAACGGCGUUAUCAUCAGUCAGCCGCUCACUUCGUUUACUCAGGCCGGUGGAAGCUGCUGUUCUUCUUUGGACGACUGCCAGGCAGAGAUGGACAAAUAUGUCAAGGCCGAGCAAGAGUUGAAAACUCAGCUCAACGAGGAACGAGAAAGACACGCUAAGCGCGAGGAAGAAUUUUCGGCAGCGCUGAUCACCUGGAAGAGGACACCUUUCAAAUAUAAGGGCUGCUGGAAGGAUACUUCAAGUCGAGUACUCAGAGGGAGCGGGCGAAUCCACGAUCUUUCAAUGACGCGUCAGAAGUGCGAAACCCACUGCCAGAACUCCACACAUUAUGCCGUUCAGGCUGGCACUGAGUGCUGGUGUGGAAAUGAAAUAGCCGAAGCGACAGAGAAGCUUCAGGAGUCAGACUGUGACUACAAGUGCAUGGGCGACCAGAGUCAGAUAUGCGGAGGCUCUUGGAAAAUGUCUCUCUUUUCAAAAGAAAUGUGA